Molecule: messenger RNA, 801 nt
Organism: Funneliformis caledonium
Lineage: Eukaryota; Fungi; Glomeromycota; Glomeromycetes; Glomerales; Glomeraceae
Source: the annotation of a GenBank genome assembly
AUGAAAAAGUCGAAAAUUAUUGAGGAUUACAUUACUGAAACUUUUGAAGGUUUUGAAGGUUUGAAACGUACUACAAAAAAAACCACCUCAAUAUUAAAGAGAUUUUCCACACCUGUCAUACCUUUACAAGAGCUUCAUAUUGAGCAUUUUUCGAGAUGGAUUGAUUAUCUUCAAAUGAUAUGGAACAUGAUGGUAGUUACUGGUCAUCAUGUGGAUAGCAUAGCAAUGAAUAUUUCUUUUGGAUGGUAUGAAGGGAUAUUUAAGUAUUUUAGUUAUAAAAAAGUAAAAGUUGUUUCUAGUAUGGGUGAACAAUCGUGCGGAAAAUCCUUCAUGUUAAAUCAUCUAAUUGGAACUACCUUCAACGGCUCCGCAAUGUUUACACCAAGGACUAUAUUUAUGUUAAAGCUUCUCGAAAAAAGUUCUCAAGAAGAUAUGUUUUUUAACACUUUCAAUACGAAUAAAUUUACCGUAAAUAAGGAUAUGUCUUCAAUCUUUCAAAGAUUUCACGAUGGCGCAAUGUUAUUUGAUUCAGAUACAAAAAUAUUUAAGGCUUUGUAUCAUCAUAAAGACGUGCUUAAGGCCGAAAAAGAAAACAUUGUUAUGGAAUUUCAGUCAAAAUUUCUCAAUUGGUUUCUGAGGAUUUACAAAGGUGGACUGGAUAUCAAUCCUUGGCCAAUGUUUAAUGAUGCUGGAUGGUUUAAAACCUUAUCUAAUGUUAAUAAAGAUUUAGAGAAACAGAAAGCAAAAUAUGAAAAUGCGCGAUCCUACUUACAAAAUACAAAGUUGAUCAUGGCUAAAUAG